Physella acuta is the source of this 2338-nucleotide messenger RNA. RefSeq names its product N-acetyllactosaminide beta-1,6-N-acetylglucosaminyl-transferase. Lineage: Eukaryota; Metazoa; Mollusca; Gastropoda; Physidae. Gene Ontology annotation, cellular component: membrane. Gene Ontology annotation, molecular function: acetylglucosaminyltransferase activity. The record is from RefSeq and is a predicted model, not a curated record.
UAAAAAUGUAUGAUUGGAUAGAUCGAUGUGCUUAUUCGGUAUAAAGUAGCUUCUCACAGCUUAUGCGAGAAAUGUGAACAAUUGUUUUCUUCUGGAUGUACAAGAACCCUAUGAACAAUACAAAACCUCGCAACUUGGCCACCAAGGACGGAUACUCACCAGCGGGUAAAGUCCCUUUGUAUUGGAGGAUUUGUACACAAUGGCGUAUCAGACAAGCCUUCGUCAUCCUGAUCUGGGUCUUCGCCUCCAUCUACAUCUGGGUGUCCAGCCAGACGUCAUGUGACCCCAAACACAACCUUGACCCCGUGGAGUCGGCGGGCCGGAACUCUGACCGGCUGUACACCCAGUUCCAGAGGGCGCCCGAGCAGACGGAUAGCUUCCUGCUGAGUCACGCCAAGACGGAAGUCCUGUUCGUGGACGUGGCGCGUGCGUGGCUGCCCCAACAUCAGCAGGUUAACCCUAAAUCAGUUGACCCCAAGUCGGUUGACCCCAAAUCAGUUGACCCCAAGUCGGUUGACCCCAAAUCAGUUGACCCCAAAUCAGUUGACUCCAAAUCAGUUGACCCCAAGUCGGUUGACCCCAAAUCAGUUGACCCCAAGUCAGUUGACCCCAAAUCAGUUGACCCCAAGCCAGUUGACCCCAAGAGGUCAGAAACCGUCGCCAGGUUGUCGCAGUUGGUGGCCGAGGUUGAGGCGGAGAACCAGAACGUCACGUUCGCGUCUGCUGUCCGCCGGAAGUGGGUCGGGUUUCCGGAGAUCGCCGGCCAUGACUGCAGGACAGCCCUGCUCACUAAGACCAACAACAGCCUGUUCCCCCAGACGGUGGAGCGGGUCAGCCAGAUCCAGUACCUGGCCGACAGCACCGACUGUAAGCGCUUCAGGGACAAGUACGGCUUCAGCCGCUACCCCAGGGCCACGUUGGAGGAGAAAAGUUUCCCGAUAGCUUUCAUCAUCCUAUUUUAUAAGGAUCUCGAUCAGGUUUUGUUCCUGCUCCGUGCCAUCUACCGGCCCCACAACGUCUACUGUUUAAGCGUGGACACAAAGUCCAGCGUCGAGUUCUUGGAGGCGGUCAGAGCUGUGUCCAGAUGUUUACCAAACGUCUUCGUGGCCAGCAAGCUGGAGAACAUCGUGUACGCCGGCUUCUCCAGGCUGAUGGCGGACAUCCAUUGUAUGGAGGAUCUGCUUCUACAUCCGGUGCAGUGGAGGUACGUCAUCAACAUGCCUGGACAGCAGUUUCCGUUGAAAACAAAUCUGGAACUAGUGCGAAUCCUCAAACAGUUUAACGGUGCCAACGAUAUCGAAGGUCUGGUGGGGGACAUGCUAGUGUCAGACAGGUACAUCUACAAGCACGUCUACGUCACUGACAAAGAGACAGGGGAGCUCCGAGUGAAAAAAGUCUACACACUGAACGACCCCCCACCCCACGGGCUGGAGAUCAUCAAGGGCAGCACCUACGGGACAUUUUCGCGGGCUUUUGUAGAGUUCGCCCUCCACGACAAGAUAGCCGUGGACUUCCUCAACUGGAGCAGGACCAUCAAGAGCCCGGAUGAAUAUUUCUGGGGAACUCUCCACCACAGUAAGACGAUAAAUGUCCCCGGAGGUUUUAAAGGCCACCCCCAUAAAAAACCCUGGCUGACGUCAUUCUCCCUAUGGAGCACCAACCCCAGCAUCAAAUGCGCCACCAUCUACGUCCACAAGAUCUGCAUCUUCUCCCCUGAAGACUUCCCCCUCUUCGUCCACCGCGCCCAGCUGUUCGCCAACAAGUUCUACAUCACCCACCACCCCGCCGCCCUCCACUGCCUGGAUGAGCUCGUCUUUAAUCUGACGUUGUCCGGCACAACUCGGGACUUGUCGUUUUACCGGAACUUGCCGUUUGCUAUUAAAAAUAACACAAAAAGGAAACCGUGAAAAAUAAAAUACAACUUCCUUGUUCUGCUGCUAUGAUGAUGCUUAAGAAAAGUGAAAACGAUGAUUAGCGAAACAAAAGAUUUCUUUGGAUUAUAAAAAAGUUAAAACGAUGAUUAACGAAACAAAAGAUAUCCUUGGAUUAUAAAAAAGUGAAAACGAUGAUUAUCGAAACAAAAGAUUUUUAGCAUGUGCCGUGUCUUUCUAUGAUGAUGGUUAGCUCUAUUAUUAGCGAUUACGUUUUAAACAGAAAGGUGUGUUUGUUAUCGAGUUUAUUGGUGUGUAGUUACACUACAAGUAAUGCAUUACUUGUACGGGGUUAGGACCCGAUUAAGCCAGAGAGAUAAGACCCAAAGACCCACCUAGGAGGGCGGUCUGGGAGGGGCAAGGAAUUGUAGAGAUAUCAGGAGAGUGGGAUCACGGAGGGGGGAGGG